Messenger RNA from Punica granatum (pomegranate), 1685 nucleotides. Lineage: Eukaryota; Viridiplantae; Streptophyta; Magnoliopsida; Myrtales; Lythraceae. The record is from RefSeq and is a predicted model, not a curated record.
UCAAACCGCCUCUCUCUCUCCCUCUCUCGUCUGUCCCUGUCAUUCCUCCCGUUGUCUCCGUUCUCUUUCUCCUUCGACGAUGCCCAACUCAGCUCUCCUAGACGACCCCUGAGGCCCCCCUUCUCUCCGAUCCACUCCGACCAUCCCCGAUUGAUUGGAGGCAUUCGAGCGCAGUACCUCUGUGUCCGGCCCGCCCCUUUGGUUCCAAUAGUAGAAUCCUGCAUAAUUUUCUCCUUUACGAUUUCCUACGGUUGAGGACAGAGUGUAAUUUGAUGAUCGGCCAUGGAUCUACGCACGAGAUUCGAUUUUCUGCAGGUUCAAUAAGAGAACUUUCAUCGUCUCUGGAGGCGAACGAUCGCAAUGUGCCUGCUAAGAUAAAUUAUCGAUUUGCGAGUGGCCUGGAGAUUGCUAUUUGUUAGUGGCGUUCUGAUAAAAUCCGAUGGCGCGGAACAUCAGGGCGGAGGACUUCGACAGGCAGCACGCCGGAUUGACAAUACUCAGACUGUUCCAGGCCCUGUCGUACUUGGUUAUGUUCGUGGCAGGGAUCAUACUCGGCCUCCUCUCUAGCUCCCACAUCAACCAGUACUUCAUGUCCCAGGCCGAGCUCUUCCUCUCGACCAACCACAUCUUGAGCACGCCCUCCGGGGGCCCCAGCAACUGCACCAUCGUGGAGAUGGAAAAGUCCGAUGACUGCAUUAGCAUGGAGCAGUUCCUCUUCCCGAAAAAACUGAGCCACUCAAUGUCCGAUGAUGAGCUCCUGUGGCGGGCCUCUAUGGUCCCACGGAAGCAGGAGUGGCCGUACAAGCGGGUGCCGAAGGUGGCGUUCAUGUUCCUGACGCGAGGCCCCCUACCUAUGCUGCCGCUGUGGGAGAGGUUCUUCCAUGGGCAGAAGAAGAAUCUGUACACAAUUUACGUGCACGCUCUUCCCGGGUACGAUCUCAAUGUGUCGAGAGAUUCAGUGUUCUUCGGAAGGCAGAUCCCGAGUCAGGAUGUUAAAUGGGGAACGGUGACACUGACCGACGCCGAGAGGCGGCUCCUGUCGAAUGCUCUGCUCGACUUCUCCAACGAGCGGUUCGUCCUCCUGUCAGAGAGCUGCAUUCCCGUUUACAACUUCCCCACAGUGUACGAGUACCUCACCAGCUCCGACCACAGCUUCGUCGACAUGUAUGAUGACCCUUCGCGGGAUGGACGGGGUCGAUACAGCACCCACAUGCUCCCUUACAUUACACUCCGGCAGUGGCGGAAGGGGUCCCAGUGGUUCGAGAUGGACCGAGAUCUAGCCACCGACAUAGUUGCUGACACUAAGUACUACGCGCUCUUCAGAAAGUAUUGCAAGCCCGCAUGCUACCCGGACGAGCACUUCAUCCCGACUUACCUGAACAUCUUCCACGGGUCGAAGAGUGCGAACCGGAGUGUCACAUAUGUCGACUGGUCCCAUGGCGGGCCCCACCCAGCUAGGUUCGAAGCAGAGAACAUUACAGAGAGUUUCAUACGGUCGAUAAGGAACAAUGGGACACUCUGCUCGUACAAUUCCGAUGUGUCGUCCCUAUGUUACCUCUUCGCCCGGAAGUUCGCCCCAAGCACGUUGGAACCAUUGCUAAAUCUCACAUCCUCAGUAAUGGAGUUUUGAAUAUGAUUGUCGUGUAAUAACCAAGUUAUAUUAGCAUUCAAUUGAUUCUUUGCAA